AUGACAAAAGAUGAUGAAAUGAAAGAAAUAGAUAAUAAAGAAGAUGAAAUUGAGGAUGAAGUUGAAGAAGAGGAAGAAGAUAAAGAAGAAGAAUUAGAAGAUGAGGUUGAAGAAGAAGAUGAAGAUAAAGAAGAGGAUAAAGAGGAGGAUAAAGAUACUAAAGAUAUAGGUGACUCAACAGCAACCACAGCAAAUACUGCAGAUAAAAAGAAAAAGGUUUCAAGAAGUGCAAGAUCACAUGAUACCCAAUUACCAAUCGCUAGAAUUAAAAGAAUAAUGAAAAAUGAUAAAGAUGUAAAACUUAUUUCGUCAGAUGCCUUAAUGUUAGUUACUAAAUCAACAGAGCUAUUUUUAGAUUAUUUUUGUAAAGAAGCUUAUAAAAAGACAAAGAGUCAAGGUAGAAAAAUUUUAUCAUACAAAGAUAUUUCAUCAGCAAUUAAAGAUAUCGAAAAUUUAACAUUUUUAACAGAAAUUGUACCCGAAAAAAUCACAAUGAAUUAA
Dictyostelium purpureum is the source of this 501-nucleotide messenger RNA. RefSeq lists its product as uncharacterized. Gene Ontology annotation, molecular function: protein heterodimerization activity. The transcript has 2 exons. The record is from RefSeq and is a predicted model, not a curated record. Gene Ontology annotation, cellular component: CHRAC; nucleus. Lineage: Eukaryota; Evosea; Eumycetozoa; Dictyosteliales; Dictyosteliaceae. The coding region runs from base 1 to 501 and encodes 166 amino acids.